AUGUUCUCAAGACUGAGGUAUCGCAUAUUUGGGAGACAAAAUGGAGAAGGUCCAGAGACCAGAGAGAGGCAGAAGAAAGCUGCUGUUCACUUCUGGAAAAGGCCAAAAUCCUCUAAGGAGCCAGCAUCCCAUCCAAUGCUCCUAAGGAAGAAGCAGGUAAAGAUGGAAGAGGAGAGGCUGACCACAGAGCUGCAACUGAUGACCAGUGAAAGAAAUGACCUGAAAGACCAGCUGAUGAUCCUCACAGAAGGCACCGUGGGCAAUUGUCCCUACAAGAACCAAAAGCCAAAUGCUUUGUUUGAGAAGGUAAAGUUGGAUCACAAACAGAUCAUGAUGGAGCUAAACAAUUUCGAGAAAGAGAACACUGAGACCUGCGAUAAUUUCAUGGAGCUGAGGAAGGAAACAGUCUUCUAUCGGGAUCUGCACAGCCGACUACUGAUGGAAAGGACUCAGCUAAAGAAGAAGGUGGAUGAGCUGAGGCAGGAGGAAAGGAAACUGCAGAAUGAUUGGACCGUGCUGAAGUACCACCUGGAGGAUUUGAAAUUGAUCCAUAAUGAUCAAGAAGAAGAGAUCAGCUACCUCAAAAUCCAGCAACAACAGGAGCUCAAAAGAUUGGAAGAAAGCUUUCAGUUCCUGCAGAAGCAGAGGGAAAUGGUCAUGCAGGAAAAGCACUUGGUCCAAAAGCUGUGGCAUCACUUUCAGGUCUUUCAGAUGAGGUCUAAAACUCUGCAGACUCAUCUGGAACAGGCCACAGUCCAGGAUGAGAGCCACCUGCAGAAGGAACUCCAGCAAGAACUACGUACUGAAUCACAUCCCCAGAAAUACUGA
Molecule: messenger RNA, 828 nt
Organism: Alexandromys fortis (reed vole)
Lineage: Eukaryota; Metazoa; Chordata; Mammalia; Rodentia; Cricetidae
Product: disks large homolog 5-like
Exons: 6
Coding region: 1-828 (275 amino acids)
Source: RefSeq, a predicted model, not a curated record